ACCACGUGAUGAGGAGCCCGCGGGGCUCUGAGCGGGAAGAGGCUGACAGCUCAAAACUGCGGCGGCGCGUUUCUUUGGCCGUGCGCACUCGGAACUAACGAAGCGUUGUGUCGCGAUUAAUCGAAUUGUUGUUCUCUUCUGUUGUGUGUUCUUCGAUUUGUUUGGGCUACGACCGCAACUGAGAGGGGUUGGAGAUCGCCGGUGCCACGCGUGCGCUGGCUAGCUGGCCGCAUUCAGGCACGGCAGGCCUAUACUGAAGGCCCGAGUUUUACAACACAUGUAACCAGGGUGAGUGAGAUCACUGGCAGUGCAGAAUGGAGCAAUCUUUCGCAGGCAGCAUCAAGAGGAAAGGUGCCAAGAAGAACACUGUGCUGUCAUUGCUGGACGACACUGUUGGGGGAACAGACAGCCCCGUCCUGAAGGACAGCAGUCGGCACAGGUCCAUCAACACGCCGGAGUCUUUCUGCAGCCCAUCUGUGACACUGCAUGGCCAUGGCACCGCUCUGCCGUUUGACAUUUCCAAAAUGCUGAGUCCGGUCAACACCUCAUGGAGCACACCUCCGCGAAGGCAAAGCCGAACACCACUUGCCAGGAAUACCAGCCUGAUGAGGGUUUCCAUGCUCAAUGACAGUGAGUCAAAUACGUCUGUACGGACGAUCCCCUGGCGAACGACCUUCCUCACAGACGUGCUGUCCCCGGGCAACUGCACUGAGGACCUCACAGCUGGCGCUGCCAUGUUGCAAGAAGAUGACCCUGGAGUGGCAGCUACGAUGAUCAUGUUUUCCGAUUUUCUGGACUCCUUAAUCAAGCGCUCGUCCAGUGAGGUCUUUCUCCUGGUGGAAGACUACGAAACUAUAUGCAACAACCAGGUGUCGUUUUUGAAGAAGAUCGCAUCCCGCACUGGGCCGGCCCAUCAUAAGCUCUCAAAGACCACCAGCAUCCUAUGGCUGCUCAAGCAGGAGAUGGUUACGUGGAGACUGCUUGCAUCGCUUUACAAAGAUCGCGUGCAGACAGCCCUCGAAGAGGAUGAAGUGAUGCCCAUCGAUGAAUUUGUUUCGGGGCCCAGCGAGAAGAAGGUUAUGGAGGCUUUAUUCCGCAGAGAUGUCACCACCAGGCAGAGCCAGAUUGUGGUUGACUGGCUUGAAAACAUCGCCAAAGAGGAGAUCGGUGCAUUCAGCGACACCGUCCCAUUCUCAUCGUCCUCCGUGUGCUGGGACAACACCCUGCACCUCCUGAAACAAGGAAACCUGUGCAGCGUCCUCGGCAUGCGGCGACCUUUUGUCACUGAAUUGGACCCAGACGCCCCCAUUCGACAGAAGCUGCCGCUCGCUGAGCUGGACCAGGAGGACGAGGCCAAGCUGCUGAAGCACCUCUUCUGCCUCAUUCGCGCUGGCAUGGUCGAGGAGGCGGAGCGGCAGUGCCGGCGGUGUGGGCAGGCAUGGCGGGCAGCCACCCUGGAGGGGUGGAAACUCUACCACGACCCCAACUACGACGGCGUGGGCAGCGACGGGGAGCUGCAGCCUGUGGAAGGGAACCCCUACCGGGACGUAUGGCGGUCGUGUUGCUGGAGAAUGGCCGAGGAGGAGCAGUUCAACAGACACGAGCGGGCCAUUUACGCGGCUCUCAGCGGCAACCUCAAACAGAUCCUGCCGGUGUGCGAGUCGUGGGAAGACUGCGUGUGGGCAUACUUCCGCGUGCUGGUGGACCAGCUCGUCGAGGCGGAGGUGCGCACGCUCGUCACUCGCCCAAGAGAGCUGGUCAACCUCCCCGCCGACGGCACCACCCUCGACCUGACGACUGAAAAGAUUUUUGAAGAUCUUCAGGCCACUGAUAACACGAGAGUCCUGGAUGAAAUGAAGGAGCCAUUUCACAUCAUACAGAAGUACAUCAUCCUGUCCGACAUUGAUGGGCUGCUGGGUGAAUUUUCUCAGUGGCUGUCGCAGACGGCCACCUUGCCCCCCCACUUGAUGCGCUUCAUGUCGCACCUCGUGCUGUUCUUCCGCACGCUGGGCCUGCACACAAAGGAGGAUGUGUGUGUGGAUGUCCUGAAGACAUACGUCGAGCUGCUGAUGCGAGAGGAGCGCACGGAGCUGGUGGCGUUCUACGCGAGCCACCUCCCGCCGGAGGUCGCCGUGUCGCUCUACGCCACCUUCCUGGAGGACAUCACUGGCACGGCGCUGCGCCAGCACUGCCUGCAGCUCGCCGAGAGAGCGGGACUGGACGUGGCGGCCGUGACCAAGACGAUCGUGGAGAACGUGCUGGGCCACGACUCGGGAGACUUCGCUCACCACGACUGCACGGCGCUCCUCGACGCGACCACCACUCCGGAGGACAAGAAGAAGAUCGAUGCCAUCGAGUGGUUGGUAUUCGACCCGAGCCAGCGCAUCGAGGCACUCCGGCAGAGCAAUGCCAUCAUCCGGACGUUCCUGGCAACCAAGAAGCACGAGGCGGCCAAUGCGGCGCUGGAGAUAAUCCCGGUGGACUCCAUCGAUGUGAUUUAUCGGCUGCACGAGGAGCCGGCCAUGGAGGGAGGCGGCGGUCGCAGCAUGGAGAGCAGCGCUAAGAACACCAUCAGGGAGCACCUCUCUAUACGCUUCUACCUGCAAGCACACGACUCCUUCAACGCCUGGUUCUGCCACUACAAGCAGGAGCCCAGCAAACCGAUGCUGCCCACGCGACACAACUUCUGCGACAAGGUGGCGCACGAGCAACGCGAGGACCAGUACCAGCUUGACCUCAAAGCGUGGGAGUCCCAGCUGCGGUUCCUGACGGCCCAGGCCAAAGACCACAUCCACAAUGUGCUGCUGUUCGUGGAGGGCGGCUGGAUGGUGGACUCGCGGGAGGAGGGUGGCGACGAGGACGAGGAUCGGGCCCGGCAGAUGCGCCAGCUGCGCCACCUGUGCCUGCCGUCCAUGUGCUUCCUGCUGCACUCGGUGCUGCAUGGCGCCGGCCUCUACCAGGAGUGCGUGCGCCUUGCGGACAUGGUCGCCGACAAGCACAACGCAAUCUACGAGGUGUUCAGCAAGGAGGAGCUGCAGACCUUCCUGCAGAAGGUGUGCGAGUCGAGCCUGAAACUCCUCGACAUGAAUUUGGACCCUUUGGGCUACGACAUUCACUCGUUCUGAGUCUGCUGGCCAACUUGUGGGGUUCUGGGUGACAAUAAAUAAAAACAAUUGUUUGUUGUACAUUGGUACAUUGAGCUGGUUUAUUUUUUUCUAAAUUCAAAUUCCCCCCCCCCCACCCACCACCUCCUAUGCAGGUGAUCCGUAUCACUCGAGCCAUUGUGAAAGUGCCAGGAAGUUUGUUGCUUGAUUCAUCUUUCUCGUAUAUGUGUAACCUGCCGUGGUGAUUUAAUUGGAGAACAGCAAACGCGACAGUUUGUAUCACUUUCUCAUUAGUGUCGGAAGAGUGCGCGCCCCUCACUGCCUUGGGAACUGUGCCGUGUCCUUGGGCAAGCCACUGCCUAUGAAGCCCGUACCUACCGAUACGGGAGUGUUAUGCAUACACAUUCUAGUGAUUAUGCUAUGUUAUGGUUACAACUCCCCUCACUUAUUUUGUAAUAUGUUUAAAUCAAUAAAGUUUUUUUUAAAUAU
This is a messenger RNA of Lethenteron reissneri (Far Eastern brook lamprey), 3593 nucleotides long. RefSeq names its product nucleoporin 107 (gene NUP107). The record is from RefSeq and is a predicted model, not a curated record. Lineage: Eukaryota; Metazoa; Chordata; Hyperoartia; Petromyzontiformes; Petromyzontidae. Gene Ontology annotation, molecular function: structural constituent of nuclear pore. Gene Ontology annotation, biological process: mRNA export from nucleus; post-transcriptional tethering of RNA polymerase II gene DNA at nuclear periphery; protein import into nucleus. Gene Ontology annotation, cellular component: nuclear pore; nuclear pore outer ring.